This is a messenger RNA of Pelodiscus sinensis (Chinese soft-shelled turtle), 6392 nucleotides long. Lineage: Eukaryota; Metazoa; Chordata; Testudines; Trionychidae. The record is from RefSeq and is a predicted model, not a curated record.
AUGGCCUCUUUUUACAACAGCAUUAUAGCAUUAUUUAUUACAGAGUCCCCAGGCAAGUCUGAGGCCAAGUUGUGCGAGGCACAGUAUGUGCCCCUGGGGGAAAGCAGUGGCUGCUCCCAGGAGCUUCCAGGCCCCAAGGCCAAGAGAGUAGAAAUUGCAGUGGGCAAGCUAUCUAGGUUUGCUGUGAAGCAGAUUAUGGAGGAAGCUGUGACGAGGAAGUUUGUGCACGAGGACAGCAGCCACAUCAUAUCGUUCUGCGCGGCUGUGGAAGCCUCCGUCCUGCAUGGCCUGAAGCGGAGAGCAGCAGGGUUCUUGCGCAGUAACAAGAUAGCAGCCCUGUUCAUGAAGGUGGGCAGGAGCUUCCCUCCCGCAGAAGAGCUUUCUAGAAAGGUCCAAGAUCUGGAACAGCUCAUCGAGAACACCCGAAACCAGGUACCAGGCCUUCAGGAGAACGUACGCAAAGUGCAGAAGCUGCCGAACCUGUCUCCCCAAGCCAUCAAGCAUCUCUGGAUCCGCACAGCCCUCUUUGAAAAGGUCCUGGACAAAAUCGUGCAUUACCUGGUAGAAAACAGCAGUAAAUACUAUGAGAAAGAAGCUCUCCUGAUGGAUCCUGUAGAUGGGCCAAUUCUUGCUUCCUUGCUGGUGGGACCUUGUGCACUGGAGUAUACAAAGAUGAAGACGGCGGAUCAUUUCUGGACAGACCCUUCUGCUGACGAACUCGUUCAGAGGCAUCGCAUUCACAGCUCGCACUGUCGCCAGGACUCUCCUACCAAGCGCCCUGCCCUCUGCAUUCAGAAAAGGCAUUCGAGUGGCAGCAUGGAUGACCGGCCGUCACUGUCUGCCAGAGACUACGUGGAGUCUUUGCAUCAGAAUUCCAGAGCCACACUACUGUAUGGCAAAAACAAUGUCCUGGUGCAGCAGAGAGACGACAUGGAGGCGAUACCGGGUUAUUUGUCCCUUCACCAGACUGCCGACAUCAUGACUUUGAAAUGGACCCCCAACCAACUGAUGAACGGUUCUGUGGGAGAUCUGGACUAUGAGAAAAGUGUGUACUGGGACUAUGCCAUGACCAUCCAUCUUGAGGAGAUCGUCUACCUGCACUGCCACCAGCAGGACAGCGGGGGGACAGUUGUUUUGGUGAGCCAAGAUGGAAUUCAGAGGCCUCCGCUCAGGUUCCCCAAAGGAGGACACCUGCUACAGUUUCUCUCCUGCCUAGAAAAUGGCCUCCUUCCUCAUGGACAGCUGGACCCUCCUCUCUGGUCUCAGAGGGGGAAGGGGAAGGUGUUUCCAAAGCUGAGAAAACGAAGUCCUCAGGGCUCCUCCGAGUCGGCGUCUGAUAAGGAGGACGAUGAGGCUACCGACUACGUCUUCAGGAUCAUAUACCCUGGCAUGCAGUCGGAGUUUGCUCCCCAGGACCUGAUAGAGACACCAGUCAGUGGCCUGCCGUCCAUGUGGCAGCCCAGCACCCGCAAGUCCUCCUGCUCCUCCUGCUCUCACCGCCGCAGCCACGAAAGAACCCCACUAAAGCUCCUGUGUGACAACAUGAAAUACCAGAUCCUCUCCCGGGCGUUCUACGGCUGGCUGGCAUACUGCCGUCAUCUCUCCACUGUGCGAACUCACCUCUCGGCGUUGGUUAACCACAGCAUUGUGUCUCCCAACCUGCCAGGGAAUGCCAGCUCUGGCCUGACUGCAGAGACGUGGCAAAAAUACCUGCAGGACAGCACGAGUUACGAGGAGCAGGAGUUGCUACGGCUUAUCUACUUUGGUGGGAUCCAGCAUGAGAUCAGGAAAGCUGUCUGGCCGUUCCUCCUGGGCCACUACCACUUUGGGAUGACGACAGUGGAGAGGCGAGAGGUCGAUGACCAGAUCCGGGCCUGCUACGAACAAAUCGUGGCGGAGUGGCUGGGCUGUGAGGCCAUUGUUCGGCAAAGGGAGAAGGAAUCCCACGCUGCAGCUCUGGCCAAGUGCUCUUCUGGGGUGAGCCUAGACUCCCACAUUCAGCGGAUGAUGCACCGAGAUUCGACAGUCAGCAAUGAGUCUUCCCAAAGCUGCAGCUCUGGCCAACAAGGCCAUACUCGGCUGCAGAGUGACUCCAGCUCCAGCACACAGGUGUUUGAAUCGGUUGAUGAGGUGGAGCAGACCGAGGUGGAUGCCCAACUUGAAAACGGCAAACAACACAAAAUCCUGAAUGGGGCUGCUGCCAAUGGCACAUGUUCCCCUGACUCGGGCCAUCCCUCCUCCCAGUAUUUCUCCAGCACGUCAGGCUAUUCAGAGCACAGCUUCAGCACUGAAGAUAAUGCAGCUGAAUGCAGCAAAAUGGUGGCCGGCCACCAAGAAAGAGCCAGUGGGGCAGAGACCCAGAAACCACCAAGCUCAGCCAACACAGUGUCAGAGGGUGGGCUGACAGAAGAGGAGCUGCAGGGUCAGGACACCCUAGAAAGUGAAUGUCCCAUCAAUGGAAGCUUAGAAGUCUUUAUUCCAGUUGGCGAGAGCACGGCGGGGAUUGCAGCAGACAAUGAAGUGGGGAGCUGUUCUCUGGUGGAUGGGAGCUGGGCUGGCGGUGAAGCUGAAAAGCGCAGCUUGGUGGGGAGUGAAGACAAUCUGUCGGAGGAACCAGAGAUGGAGAGCUUGUACCCACAGCUGGAUUCCCUGGUUGUGGCUGACUUGGCUAACAAUCAAGUCUCUCCUGUCUCCUCAACGGGGGUCACCUACUCUCCAGAGCUCCUAGACAUGUACACCGUGAACCUGCAUCGCAUUGAGAAGGACGUGCAGCGGUGUGACCGGAAUUACUGGUACUUCACACCUGCCAACCUGGAGAAGCUCCGCAACGUCAUGUGCAGCUACAUCUGGCAGCACAUUGAGAUUGGCUACGUGCAGGGAAUGUGCGACCUGCUGGCACCUCUCCUGGUCAUCCUGGACGAUGAGGCGCUCGCUUUCAGCUGCUUCACUGAGCUCAUGAAAAGGAUGAACCAGAAUUUCCCACAUGGGGGGGCCAUGGACACCCACUUCGCUAACAUGCGAUCACUGAUCCAGAUCUUAGACUCUGAACUCUUUGAGCUGAUGCACCAGAAUGGGGACUACACCCAUUUCUACUUCUGUUAUCGAUGGUUUCUCCUGGACUUCAAGCGAGAAUUGGUAUAUGAUGAUGUUUUCUCUGUCUGGGAGACUAUCUGGGCAGCUGCACGCGUUUCCUCUUCACACUAUGUCCUCUUCAUAGCCCUGGCCUUGGUGGAAAUGUACCGGGACAUCAUUUUGGAAAAUAACAUGGAUUUUACAGAUAUCAUCAAGUUCUUCAAUGAAAUGGCUGAGCGGCACAACACUAAACAGCUCCUGAAGCUGGCCCGGGACCUGGUGUACAAAGUGCAGACGCUGAUUGAGAAUAAAUGAAAGGCCUGGGAAGGGAGAAGUGUUCGGCGAGACGUCAUGAACUCCCGUCCAAUACUUCCUGCCCCAUCUCCUUAAAGUGCCAUAACUGUGACAAAAAAUCUUGGUAGUUCGACACAUGCUGCUCCCUAAGGUGAAAGUACCCUCAUAUCUGCUCUUACGCUGUUGGGCUUGGGCAUUAGGGGAAGGAUCCCCUGGUUUAGUUCUCCACUCAGCAUUCGUUUUCAGUGAUUGACCAAAGAUCCGUAAACCUUCAUUUUAUUUCUUUUUUCAAACCUUUUGACUUUGGAAGCCAGCCCUGAGCAGAUGUUUCCCUGCCUUGCUUUGCUUUGAGGGUAGUCCUGCUGCUAUGGUUUCCAUCUUGAGCAAGAGCACUUUCCAGACAAAGCUUUCUCAAGGCUGCUGGGCUACAGGCUGGCUGCACUUCUGCUGGCCCUGGGGUCUGCAUCUCCCAGGAAGCAGCUUCCCCUGCGACAGGAAAGCCAGGCUGCACCCCUCUCAAGCUAGUAAGAACCAGAUGGGUCUCAGUAUUCUGCUGUGUGGGAGAAGAGUGCGGCUGUGCCUUCAGAGGAGAUACUCUGAUCUGACAGACCCUCUUCCUACUCUGGGUUUUUGUUUUCCUUCCCUUCCCCAGGCUUUACUACAGUUUGCUCCUCAGCCUGUGGCCAGAGCAUGUGGAGCUACAACCAGCGGAUGCCAUGUAGUUAGGUGCCAAAAUCAGAGCUGAGCUGUACUGACAAGUCUGGUUCCAGUUGUGGGUCCUGAGCACUUGGAAAAUCCGGCCUUGAGCUGUUUUGCAAAUUCAGGGUUUUGUCCCCAGCGGGGUCUCUUGUGCUUGUGGGGCCCAAUCCUCAGCCCAUUGGCGUCAAUGGAAAGGCUCCAAGUGGUCAUCAGUGGGCUUGGAUCCGGCCCAUGUGGAGAACACACCAAGCUUAGUGUCCUCUGCUCUGGGCAAUUCCAGGGCAGCUCCCCUGCAGUGGGAUGGUCUUUUGGACCACUAGACCUGUGGCCUGUAGCCCCUUGGCCUGCCCAUGUGCAGCGGGAGAGCUGAGCUGCUGUGUAAUUGGUGAGUUUAGUGCGGCCAAGAGUUUGGGAUUAUUUUUCAACUCAGGUAAAAAAAAAGUCAAAGAGAGAAAAGGUGGGUGUUAGUGGCUUAGUUCCUACAUGCCCAGGAAGGUCAUUACCCUGGAUAAGCCAGUACAGGAUUGCUUCUAGCAGCUGGGAAAAUGCUUUGCUGUAGCUCUUUCAAGGGGACUUUCUCUCAUUGUACUGCAAAAAUCUGUUUGCCAGCCAUACAAUGUGUGAUCAAUGUGUUCUCUCUUCCUUCGCUCAGCUCCCUGAGCAGGGCCAGGCCAGAGCCCCCUGCACUGAGGGAGUGGUGUUCACCAGCUGGGGAAAGGGACCCCGCUGUCCCUCCUCCUGCAGAAGCCUCCUUUGUACUGAUGGUGUUUGUGUUUAUGUGUGGUGUGUCUCAGAUGUUGCUUGCAGAAGAAGUCCAGAAGAAAACAGUGCGUGCUCCAGAAUCCACUUGCACAAUACAGUGAGUCAGGGUGCAGCCAUGUGCACAAAGCAGUUCAUCUUUCAGAACUAUGGGGAUGCAGAGUAUGUAAUUACAAACCAGGGAAAGGCAGUGCCUGCUGACCUCUUUGGCUGGAGAAGAAUACAGGGCCAGGGGAAAGCAGAGGAAAUCUGUCUUCUCUAAUUAUUCAUUUUGCAGGCUAUUUGUGCUUCACCCAUAUGAGGUAGGAAAUCCUUUGAAGCAAUUUCCUGCCCAGGGUAGAGCCAAUCUGCCAUAUUUCACUACAAAAAGAGCUUCAUUUACUGGAGAAAACAGUUUGCACUAGCAUCUGAAACCGAAGAAGCUGGGCUUUUAACCUUCAGAUUCAAAUAUGAAUCUCUCCUCUUGUCCUCAAGCAGAGUGCAAACCUCACGCCUGCUCUGGCGACCUGUUCCUGAUUCUAGACCAUGUCGCUUUUCAGAUGUUAGAAUGGAUAAAUAAUCUGAGUAACCUUGUUCUAAAUGGGAAGGGGUCAAAGUGACACCUUCUCAUAGCAAAGCUAAGGAAUAAUAACCGUUAGGUAGGCAUUAAUAGUAGUAUUUUAUCAAGCAACAACUCUGAUGACCCUAGAUUUCAGGCUUUUUUUUUUUUUUUUUUUUUUAAACAGAUAGCUGAGAACCCUGCACAAAUAUCUGCUAUCUGUAUUAUGUGAGUGUGUCUUUGGGCCCAUCAAUAGCAGUGUUUUUGAACAACUUCUAACAAAAAAGUAUUUAUUUAUUCUAUUGACUGUACAUUACUGUGUGUCCUUGUAUACUGAAUUCAGUGAGUGUGAAUCUUUAUGCAAAUGGAGAUAUAUCUUUUCAAUGUUGCAAACAUAUCUUGUAAAUGUUUACUGGGAAAUUGUGUCUAUAUAUACAGUAUAGAGAAAAAAUGUGAUUUAAGUGGGAUAUUUUUUUUGAGGAAAAAAAAGGAAUCUUUACUUCUAAGAAUUGUGUGGUUCUCUAUAGCACCUACUCAAUGAUGUGCCAAUCUGUCACUUUCCUUGUACUGUGAGAAUUGCUCAGUUUACAUCAACAGAAAGCUCAGUGCACAUUAAGAAACCAUUUAAUCUCAGCUUUGUUUGGUUUCGCUCUGAUUAAAAACUGUGGAACAGAAACAGAAAUGAUUAUUUUAUCCCUCAUCCUUCAAUGGAAUCACCACAGGUGGCUCUUUUCACCCCACUGAUUUCUGUGGGACUCUGCAUAGGCACUGGGGUCAGCCUGGGUAGAAGUGAUUGCUGGAUCAGGGCCUAGUGUGUUUUGUUGCAGCAAAUUACACUCCCCCAAGAAUGUAAUAUAUUAGUCUGUAGUUAAAGAAACUCUGUAUCCAUUUAGCUCAGAGAGUUUGAACGUUAAACGGAUCCCAGGCUAGUCUCCAGGAAAAUAAUGAAAAACUUAGAGGGAUACAGUCUCCUCUCACUUUGGGUACAUCUACACAGCAGGGCUAAAGUCAAAUUAAGCUACACAACUUC